AUGGCCCCCGUGACGCUGAAAACGGUCGAUGGUGAGAUAUCCCAGAUGACCCCCGGCCCCCUCCCCAAUCCCUCGCCCUCGGCGACUAACCGGUGUGCAGACGACCUCAAAGAUGUGAUCCAGCACCUGUUCGAGAUCCAAUCGGCGGUCCAUGGCUAUUUGGGACCGGAGACGCAGCAGGAAUUGGUGCGCAAGAUCAAAAACCUCACUCUCGCCCUCUCCGCUCUCUCCAACCACACGGAACUCCCCAGCACACAAGACCCGGCGGCCCCGUCAGCCGACGCCAACAGCAGCAGCAGCAGCGACCCGUCCAACCCGCCGCUAGCCAGCAUCCAGCUCCCGCCCGAGAUCAUCGACUACGUGGACGCAGCGCGCAACCCGGACAUCUACACGCGCGAGUUCGUCGAGCUCGUCCAGCGCGGUAACCAGGACCUGCGCGGUAAGCGCGAGGCCUUUGCUGGGUUCCGGGAUGUGCUGGCGCGCGAGAUGCGCAGUGCCAUGCCCGAGUGUCGCGGCGAGGUCGAUCGUGUUGUGAGCGCUACGGGGGGAGGCGGCGAGCAGUGCGAUCGGCCGGAUGGGCCUCGUUUCGGUGAGAUGGGGGGCGCAGGGAAUGUGACAUGA
This is a messenger RNA of Penicillium alfredii, 621 nucleotides long. RefSeq names its product mediator complex subunit NUT2 (gene nut2). The record is from RefSeq and is a predicted model, not a curated record. Gene Ontology annotation, molecular function: transcription coregulator activity. Gene Ontology annotation, cellular component: mediator complex. Gene Ontology annotation, biological process: regulation of transcription by RNA polymerase II. Bases 1 to 621 code for a protein of 206 amino acids. The transcript is spliced from 2 exons. NCBI's taxonomy places the organism in Eukaryota, Fungi, Ascomycota, Eurotiomycetes, Eurotiales, Aspergillaceae.